AUGUCGAAUCCACCCCCCGCCUGGGUGCAAGCCCUCAAGCCCGCCUCGCCGCAGGGAACACAACUCCUGACACAAGAACGCGCACAAUCGAACAUCGACGUCGACACGCUCGGGAACCUCUUGCAUACGAAAGAAGCGCUGCAGAAACAAGACGAGAUCCUGAAUGUCCUGAAAGGCGAAAAAGUGUUCGACAAGUCGCGAAAUCACGUCCUUGGCCGCACAGAGAAAAUCCAGCUUGCGCUGGCCCGGGGAAAGAGACUGCAGCAGUUGAAGAAGGUGCAUAACUGGACGGACGAGGAGGUUUAUGUUGCGAAUGAGCUGGUGGCGGAGCCAACGCCGUACGGGCUGCACGCGUCGAUGUUCUUGGUGACCCUCCGCGAACAAGGAACACCUGAGCAACAUAAGCUGUUUUUCGAGCGAGCCCGAAACUACGAGAUCAUCGGGUGCUAUGCGCAGACGGAACUCGGACACGGAUCGAACGUGCGUGGGCUGGAGACAACGGCUACAUGGGAUCCGUCGGACCAGACCUUCGUCAUCCACUCGCCCAGUCUGACGGCGAGCAAGUGGUGGAUUGGAUCAUUGGGACGGACGGCGAACCAUGCGGUCGUCAUGGCGCAGUUGUAUAUUGGUGGCAAGAACUACGGACCGCAUCCAUUUGUUGUGCAGAUCCGAGAUAUGGAGACGCAUCAGCCGCUGGAGAAUGUCUAUGUUGGUGAUAUUGGGCCGAAGUUUGGUUACAACACCAUGGACAAUGGCUUCCUCCUGUUCAACAAAUUGAAGAUCCCCCAUGUCAACAUGUUGGCGAGAUUUGCGCAGGUCGACAAGAAGACGAACAAGUACCUUCGCCCCGCCUCGCCAUCUCUCAUGUAUGGAACCAUGACAUGGGUGCGCUCAAACAUCGUCCUACAAGCCGGCGGUGUCCUCGCCCGCGGCGUGACAAUCGCAGUCAGGUAUUGCGCCGUCCGCCGACAGUUUCAAGACCGGGACGCCAAAGCCGGCACCGAGGAGAACCAAGUCCUCAACUACAAGAUGGUCCAGAUCCGACUCCUACCGCUCCUCGCGGCAAUGUACGCCCUGCAUUUUACCGGCCGCGGCAUGAUGCGCCUGUACCAGGAGAACCAGGAGCGCAUGAAGGCCGCCUCGCAGGCAGACCAGGAGAAGCGCGGUGCCGGCCCAGAGCAGCUCCGAGCCGGCUCAGAUCUCCUUGCGGACCUUCACGCCACAUCAUGCGGUCUCAAGGCGCUCGCGAGUACAACCGCCGGUGAAGGUCUUGAGGUGUGCCGUCGCGCCUGCGGUGGCCACGGAUACAGCAAUUACAGCGGCAUCGGCCCGUGGUACUCAGAUUACCUGCCCACCUUGACCUGGGAAGGCGACAACUACAUGCUCACCCAGCAGGUCGCUCGAUACCUCCUCAAAUCCGCCCGCGCCGUCCUCGCGGGCAAGGGCACAGCAAACGACACUUCCCGCAUCCUACAAGCAUAUCUCGCGCGCCGCGACAAAGGCGCCUCCUUCGACAUCCUCGGCGACGACGCCGACAUCGUCGCCGCCUUCGCCUGGCGCACAGCACACCUCACCUUCGAAACGCUCAAAUACCGCGACGUCGAAAAGCGCAGUUGGAACAGCCUCCUCGUGAACUUCUGGCGCCUCUCCACCGCCCUCUCGCAGUACCUCGUUGUCAAGAACUUCUACGAGGCCGUGACGUCCCCCGAACUAACCUCAACCCUCGACAAAGACACCGCCCAUAUCCUCCGGGCCUUAUUCCGCCUGUACGCCCUGCACACGCUGGAGCGCGAGGCGUCGGAGUUCUUCUCCUCCGCUGCCGUGACAGUUCGCCAGAUUGGCCUCACCCAAACGAGCGAGGUCAUGAAACUCCUUGAUGAGAUUCGUCCGCAUGCCGUGCGUCUCGUUGAUGCGUGGAAGAUCCCCGAUUGGCAGCUUGAUAGUGCGCUGGGCCGGUCUGAUGGCGACGUGUAUCCGGAUCUGUUCAAGCGCGCGAGUACGCAGAAUCCGGUCAACGAGCUUGUUUUCGAUCCGUAUCCGUGGAAUGAAAAUGUUUUGAAGAAUUUGGGUGGGGGGGCUUUCAAGGCGAAACUUUGA
Aspergillus mulundensis is the source of this 2097-nucleotide messenger RNA. RefSeq names its product Acyl-coenzyme A oxidase. Gene Ontology annotation, biological process: lipid homeostasis; fatty acid beta-oxidation using acyl-CoA oxidase. Gene Ontology annotation, cellular component: peroxisome. The record is from RefSeq and is a predicted model, not a curated record. Gene Ontology annotation, molecular function: fatty acid binding; FAD binding; acyl-CoA oxidase activity. The transcript is spliced from 4 exons. Bases 1 to 2097 code for a protein of 698 amino acids. Lineage: Eukaryota; Fungi; Ascomycota; Eurotiomycetes; Eurotiales; Aspergillaceae.